CUGAUUGUUGUUGAACUGCGGGCCCCACAACAUUUCCAACUAGGGGCGUUGCGACGUGCACCUUUUGAUUGCCGACACAAUGCUCCGCAACGCAGCUAGGCGGCUUCUGGCCGUGGGCCAGCGCAGCAUCAGCACGUCAGCAAAGAGCCUGGAGGAGGCUGUGAUCCCGGCCGGCCCGAAGGAGUUCGCUGAGGCCUGGAACAAAAAGGCGCCUUCCACGCUCGCAGUGCCUGAGUUGCCGAGCAACUUCACGAACGUCAGCACGGAACCGCAGACCCAGGGAGAUCUGUUCCCUGUCAACUUCUACACUCCGCAUAGCGUCCUUUCUGAUGGUGCCAAGAAGGACGGUGUGACGCUGCCGGGCAUUGAUGGCUACUUCGGCAUUAAGGCCAACCACGUUCCAAUUAUUGCUCAGCUGCGGCCUGGGAUUGUAGAGCUGUCUAGCGGCCCUGAUACGGAGAAGUUUUUUAUCAGCGGCGGGUUCGCCUUCGUCCACCCGAACGGUGUUGCCGACAUCUGUGCGCUGGAGGCCGGUACGCUAGACCAAUUCGACCCAGCCCAGGUCAAAUCAGCUCUGGCUGCCGCCACGUCUGCUCAGGGCCAAGGCGACGAGUAUGACCAGGCUGCCAACAGGGCAGCUCUGGAGCUGUACGGAGCGCUUGACUCUGCGCUGGACAAUAAGGCGUAAAGCAGCUACGGCCCAGUUUCGCUUGCCGGAUGGCUGGACAGCGCAUAGCCAGGGGUUGCGGCGUUUUGCUCAUGGAGCAGGGCGGCCGACUCGCUUUGGUUACACCAAACCCCCGGUCGCCCGCCAAAGGGGGGUGGGCAAGAGGCUGCGUAAUGGUGCAGCAUCAUCGGCACUAAUCGGUCGGUCACAGGGCUAUGCAGCUCGUGGUAUGGGGCCAUUACGCUGCGUGGUAGUUGAUCUUGAGAUUUCAUCCCAUCAUGGCCCAAGGAUGUGUACGCAAGUAGCUUGCAUCAUAUUCUGAGGAGCAAGUUAUGGACCAUUUAUGGGGCAUAGCCUUUUCGUGCGCGGCUUAGCUUGUCUCUGCUUAGCUUGUCUCUAGGCAAGCCUGCUGUCCAUGAGGGGCGGCGCUGCGAAGGCUUUCAUGAGAAGUAGCGUGCUACGAUGAUCGGGACACCGGGCUUGCGCUCAGCUGCGAUGUGAUGUGAUGUGUGCCGUGUGUUUUUUGAAAGCAUGGCUAAAAGGGGUUACAGGCCCGUUUGCCCCGUCUGCAUUUGGGAGGUUAGAGAAAAGCGCGUUGGCAUACCCCACCAUGCUAUGCCAGGAUGUAAAGUUGAUAGCGAUUG
Molecule: messenger RNA, 1311 nt
Organism: Volvox carteri f. nagariensis
Lineage: Eukaryota; Viridiplantae; Chlorophyta; Chlorophyceae; Chlamydomonadales; Volvocaceae
Exons: 1
Coding region: 80-688 (202 amino acids)
Biological process (GO): proton motive force-driven ATP synthesis
Molecular function (GO): proton-transporting ATP synthase activity, rotational mechanism
Source: RefSeq, a predicted model, not a curated record